Mesorhabditis belari is the source of this 750-nucleotide messenger RNA. The record is from the annotation of a GenBank genome assembly. NCBI's taxonomy places the organism in Eukaryota, Metazoa, Nematoda, Chromadorea, Rhabditida, Rhabditidae.
AUGUUCAUUUAUUCGUUGGAGAAAGAUCACUGGCACGGCGGAGUGGGACGAGUUGAAGAGGAAGAGAUUGGCUGUAAAGGCGUCGAUUGUGGAUAUGGGAGAUGUCUUCAAACAACACAAUUAUCUCAACCAUUCUGUGUUUGCCCACAGGGGAAGACUGGAGACAAAUGUGCACAAGAUUUAACGAAAGUUGCGCUGAAAAUCGGGAAAUCAAUGGGAACUGGGGUGUAUUUAAAUCGAGUUUACACAAGUGUUGAAAGCUCGACCAAUGCCAACUUCUCAUUGGAUUUCCGAACGAAAGAACAAGAAGGAGUACUUUGGUGGGAAGGCGCUUGGACAGGCGACUCGUCAAGCCGGGAUUUCUUAGUGAUUUUCGUGAAAAACGGGCAAAUUCACGUUGGAAUUGAUCUGGGGAAAGAUUCGCCGAGUUCUGCGUCGAAAUUCAAAGCCGUACAAGUGAAGGGGAAAAGAGUGGAUAAUGGGGAAUGGCAUGCGAUUCAGAUGAAGAGAAUGAAAACCCGUUUGUUGGUGGAAGUCGAUGGGGUGGCGAAGAUACAAAUAGUGACCACUGAGGGCAGUCAAGAGUUGGACACGAAUGGACUCGUGUAUUUGGGCGGAAAAGCGGAUCUCCCCACCAUUUUGCCUAUUCGACGCCCAUUGGAGGGAUGUGUGCGAAAUGUGCGACUCGAUCAAAUCCCCGUUGAUCUCAUCGCUCAUUCACUGCCCAUUCAAAGGAGUCUUGUGAAAUGU